Molecule: messenger RNA, 2175 nt
Organism: Capronia coronata CBS 617.96
Lineage: Eukaryota; Fungi; Ascomycota; Eurotiomycetes; Chaetothyriales; Herpotrichiellaceae
Product: E3 ubiquitin-protein ligase BRE1
Exons: 2
Coding region: 1-2175 (724 amino acids)
Cellular component (GO): nucleus; HULC complex
Molecular function (GO): ubiquitin protein ligase activity
Source: RefSeq, a predicted model, not a curated record
AUGACGGCCGUCGAAUCCCUCCCCCCUUCCCUUUCUCAGCCGAGUAUAGUCAAGAUGGAAGAGCGCAAACGACCAAGUCCGUACGACCAGGUCGAAUCCGCGCCUCCGCUGAAGAGGCAGGCCACUUCCGCUAAUGGCGCAUCCAAGUCCCACAAGGAUGAUGACAUGCCAUGGAAGGAUGAUCUCGAGAGAUUCCAAAAGGACGCGAUUUAUCGGCAAAUGCAGGAAUAUCGCAGGGAGAAGAAUACCCUUGAGUCACAGUUAAAAGAGAUGCGGAAAAGGGCGCGAUAUCAUGAUGAUCACCUCCGUAUCAUUGAUGCUUGGUUUCAACAAGUAAUUGACGAGGUCAAGGUUAUUGCCCAAGGAGAUGAUGAUGUAGAUAUGGACUCGUCGUCUCUUCCCUCCUCUCUUCUCUUUGCGGACCACGAACAGUUCGAAGAGCAUCUGCGCAGCCGUUCAAAAGAAAUCAAAGCUGUGAUAUCAAGGUUGUUUGGGCCCAGCAGGUCGCAUUCACCCGAUGUUACAGAGUUGCAGUCGAGGAUAUCUCGACUGCUGGCAGCGGAGAAAAAUCAUGUGGUGGAACUAUCCAGACUACAAGCCGAGAAAGAGGAUCUGGAAUAUCGGCUUGAAAAUGCGUCCUUACGAUAUAUGAUGGCCGAAAAGAAGAUUGACAGAGCCAAAAGUGUGACGGUGGCGAAACUCGAGAAGCAGGCAUUGUUGGGUGCAACAAAACCUGCAACGGAAGAGGGAGGUCCAGUAAAGCGAGAAGAAAGCGCUGUCAACGGCACAACCGAUCAUUCCGAGGAGCUUGCGGAACUAGAAAAGGAAUUGAACAAGACCGUGGCGACAUCUGAGAAACAGAAGCAGCAGCUUGAACGGCUGGAAGAAGAAAACGCCAAGUUAAACGCUCAGUUGACGGAAUUGUCGACCAAGUCUGUCGUUUUGACGGAGGAAGAUUAUGCGAAAACUGAGCUGUUUAAGCAGUUAAAAUCCCAGCACGAGGAUGUGAUCAAGCGGAUCAACAACCUUGAAGCUACCAACACUCAGCUCAGAGAGGAGGCACAAAGGCUCAGAUCAGAAAGAACCACAUUUCAACUUCAGCUGGAAAACGAGGCUCGCGUCGCCGUAACGGAGAAAGAGUCGCUACUCGCUGCGUCAGAGGCCAACCUAGCCAGGAUUCGACACAACCGAGAUGAGCUGUUGGCUGAUUUGGCGAUAAAAAAGGCCACCCUGGAGCAAGAUCAGGAAGCCGUGAAGAAGAUCUCCGAUUUGACCUCAGCUCAAGAGGAUCGUAUCAAGGCUUUAGAAUCCGAAAAUGUGCGGUUGAGCACGCAGGCGAGUGAAAUGGCUGUGGAUAAUUCCGAACUGGAUGCCCUCGGUGUCGAAGAGCUGCGUGGCAAGUACUCGGAGUUGGAAAAGAAGUACAAUCUGUUGAACGGCGAACUUGCGUCAAUGUCCACAGCGUACCAAAAGACCACUCGACUCGCUUCUCAGAAAGUGUCGGAAUAUGCUGCGCUGGAAGAGAAAGUCCUGCGGCUCUCGGCGGAGAAGGCUAAGGCCGACCAGAAAUUCUUUGCUGCCAUGAAGAGCAAAGAAACCCGAGAUGGCGAAAUCCGGACCCUGCGCUUGCAGAACACGAAAUCUGCAGAGGCUGUGUCUCAAUUGAAAGAAGCCGAAAAUGCGACUCGAGCGCUUCUGGCGACAAUGGAAAAGCAAUUGUCUGAAACCAGGGAUGCAUUGACGCACAAGACGAACGAGCAUCGGACCGUCCAGCAACAGAACAUCACGCAGGGAUUGGAAGUUUCGAGGCUGAAUGGCCAACUGACGGAGCUGAAGAAUCUGCUAGUCGCCAAAGAUUCGAAAUUUGCCACGGUUUCCAGUCUCUGCCGGGCUGCGGAGCUGGAGGUGGAAGAGCUGAAAACCACGCUCAAGGAUACCAGAAGAAGUCUCGAGUCCUGGAAGAGCAAGAGCGGCCAGUCCGAACAAUACGAGAUGCUUCGACAAUUUGCGUACUGCAAUAUCUGCAAACGCGCGUUGAAGAACACCGUGAUCAAGACAUGCGGCCACACUUUUUGCAAUGAGUGUGUCGAGGAACGACUGACAUCAAGGUCGCGGAAAUGCCCGAAUUGCGGAAAGUCGUUCGGCAGCAACGAUCACAUGCGGAUAACCCUCUAA